This is a messenger RNA of Anoplophora glabripennis (Asian longhorned beetle), 1807 nucleotides long. RefSeq names its product zinc finger protein 227-like. Lineage: Eukaryota; Metazoa; Arthropoda; Insecta; Coleoptera; Cerambycidae. Gene Ontology annotation, biological process: regulation of transcription by RNA polymerase II. The record is from RefSeq and is a predicted model, not a curated record. Gene Ontology annotation, molecular function: zinc ion binding; DNA-binding transcription factor activity, RNA polymerase II-specific; RNA polymerase II transcription regulatory region sequence-specific DNA binding. The coding region runs from base 66 to 1604 and encodes 512 amino acids. The transcript is spliced from 4 exons. Gene Ontology annotation, cellular component: nucleus.
GAAAAUUUUGCAGGUUUUGCAGUAAUACUGUUAGUAAUGGAGAUUUUACCUUUAUAGAUGAAUCUAUGAACGAAAUUUUAAAGACAGUUUCACUGAAUCUUGACCUUUGCAACUAUGAACACGUCAUGUGUUCUUCCUGUUCAAUUAACGUGUACUCAGCGUUUGACUUUAAAUCCACUUGUCUCUACAUCGAAGACAAGAUUAUUUCUUAUCUUAAUCCUGAACUGCCAUUCAUAGACUUAAGAGAAGUUUAUUUAAAGGAAUAUGAGAACAAACCGUCAGUUAAAAUGGAAGAUGAUCAGAAAAUAUGUCGAUUGUGUUUGCAAUUAGUUAGGGAAGGAUUUGUAACAUUUUAUGAAGUGAAGUUAGAAACGAUGCAUAGAUACAUCCCAGAAGUGAAUUUUGGUGUUACUCAGGAUCCCGUCAUUUGUAAAGAAUGUUUUAAUUCACUCAGCUUUCAUGUUGCUUUCAUACAAACCUGUUUAGAUAUUGAAAUGAAAAUUCCCAUCAUACUUGACGACAGAAUCACAGAUUUCCGGCGAAUUAAAAGCGAAAAUGAUGAAAUUGUGCUUAGAGAUGAAAAGAGGAUGAAGGGGUUAGUUAAGAUUGAAAAAGAGGUUGAGGCGGAAGAAACGCUGAUCAAAAUUGAAGAAGUUAAUAUAAAAAGUGAAGGAAAUCAUUGGAAAGGUGAUUCGCAGUCAUUCGACCUACACAAUGAAAUAAUUGAAAACAAAAUGGGAGAAUGUGAAAACAAAGACCCUUUAGAAAUCAAAAUGUACAAAUGUGAUGUAUGUAGUUUUGAAGCUAAAUACAGGAGCCAUCUAAAAGUGCAUCAAUUAUCACACAUGGACCGUGCAGAAAUCAAAAUGUACAAAUGUGAUGCUUGUGAAUAUGAGACUAAGUAUAAGGGACAUCUAAAAUCACAUCAGUUAUUGCACCUUUCGGAUAUCCAGACGUACAAGUGCGAUACUUGUAGUUAUGAAACAAAGUUUAAAAGAAAUCUAAAAACGCAUCAGUUAAUGCAUAAAGAUUCUUCAGAAAUCCACAUGUACAAAUGUGAUGCUUGUGCUUUUGAGACUAAACACAAGGGUAAUCUAAAAAUGCAUCAGUUAUUGCACAAAGACCCUUCAAAAAUCAAAAUGUACAAAUGUGAUACAUGUGGUUAUGAAAAUAAAUAUAGAAGUCAUCUCAAAAGUCAUCAAAAGCUAACUCACAAAAAUACUUCAGAAAUUCAAAUGUACAAGUGUGAUACUUGUACUUAUGAAACUAAAUAUAAGUAUGACAUUAAGAGGCAUCAGUUAGUACACCAAAACCCGUCGGCAAUUCAAUUGUACAAGUGUGAUACAUGUCCUUAUGAAACUAAAUAUAAAGGAAACCUAAAAGAUCAUCAAUUAACACAUGAGAAUCUUUCCACAGCACAGCAAGAAUGUGUUUUGGAGACUAUACAUAAACAGGGAUUAAAAAUUCAUGUGGUAAAACACCAGAAUCUUUUGAGAGGGCAAAUGUACAAGUUGUACAAGUGUGAUACCUGUGUUUUCCAGACAAAGCAUAAACGAAGUCUAGUUAGGCAUCAGUCAAUGCACAAAACCACUAAGCUCAAAUGAGCAGGCAAUUGUAAAGACUAUUUUUUAAGCCUAUAAGAUAAAAUUUUAAAAAGCUUGAAACAACUUUGGAUCCACAACAGUUGUGAUGUGAGCGAUCGUACAAAGUGUGCAGAAUACUUACAAUCAGUUGUAAUUAGUCGAACGGUGGAUUUUAUACAUCAAUGCUGACUUUACAGUGCACAAAUACAAAAAUGUUUGUUUUA